Messenger RNA from Physeter macrocephalus (sperm whale), 996 nucleotides. It is a transcript of the gene GNPNAT1, whose product is annotated as glucosamine-phosphate N-acetyltransferase 1. Gene Ontology annotation, cellular component: endoplasmic reticulum; Golgi apparatus; endoplasmic reticulum-Golgi intermediate compartment. The record is from RefSeq and is a predicted model, not a curated record. Lineage: Eukaryota; Metazoa; Chordata; Mammalia; Artiodactyla; Physeteridae. Gene Ontology annotation, molecular function: glucosamine 6-phosphate N-acetyltransferase activity; monosaccharide binding. The transcript has 6 exons. The coding region runs from base 220 to 774 and encodes 184 amino acids. Gene Ontology annotation, biological process: UDP-N-acetylglucosamine biosynthetic process.
CGUAAGCGGGCAGGGGCGGGCUGGAGGUGUCGGUGCUGCCACGUCCUGGCGGCGGCUCGCGGAGCGGCGGCCUUGCGGGAGCCUAGCGCUGGAGGUGGAGGAGGUGGGGCUGCCGCUGAAGCCGGAUGUGGAUCUAGUGCUGUGUACCCGGGUGGGUGAGAAUCCGACGGGCCUGGAGAGGAGCGCCGACUGCAGGUCUCUACGGACCUUACUGCAAAGAUGAAACCUGAUGAAACGCCUAUGUUUGACCCAAGUCUACUCAAAGAAGUGGAUUGGAGUCAGAAUACAGCUACAUUUUCUCCAGCCAUUUCCCCAACACAUCCUGGAGAAGGUUUGGUUUUGAGGCCUCUUUGUACUGCUGACUUAAAUAGAGGUUUUUUUAAGGUACUAGGUCAGCUGACAGAGACUGGAGUUGUCAACCCGGAACAAUUUAUGAAAUCUUUUGAGCACAUGAAGAAAUCUGGGGAUUAUUAUGUUACAGUUGUGGAAGAUGUAACUUUAGGACAGAUAGUUGCUACAGCAACUCUGAUAAUAGAACAUAAAUUCAUCCAUUCCUGUGCUAAGAGAGGAAGAGUAGAAGAUGUUGUUGUUAGUGAUGAAUGCAGAGGAAAGCAGCUUGGCAAAUUAUUAUUAUCAACCCUUACUUUGCUAAGCAAGAAACUGAACUGUUAUAAGAUUACCCUUGAAUGUCUACCACAAAACGCUGGUUUCUAUAAAAAGUUUGGAUAUACAGUAUCUGAAGAAAACUACAUGUGUCAGAGGUUUCUAAAGUAAAACCUUUUAAGAAAGACAUCUGUCAAAGGAACUGAUGCAACAAGGCUACACUCUCUUUCUAGAGUUAAAAUAUUUUGUUGCUGCAACCCAGUGACCUCCGUAAAUACUGGAUUGAAAAAAACACUGUAAUACAAGUAUAAUGACAUUUAGAAGAUUACUUUGGGCUGGUGAGACAUGCUGAGUUUAGAUUACAGAUGAAAUUAUUAAGGGGAUGAUUUUUAA